AUAAGUUAUUUCUUGGGGUGAGGUUUCCUUUACAGAAACAACAAGUCUGUCCUUCUCUCUUCAUAUUGUGCAUCUAUUUCACUUUCAUGUCUUUGGUUUUUAAUAACAGAAGGUGAUAUACUGGAUUCCAUGGCCAAGGCAGUCCAGAGAGCUUCGGUCGUCCUUGUUUGCAUGAGUCGUAAAUUCAAUGAGAGUUAUCACUGUCGCACAGAAGCGACUUACGCCUACACCCUAAAGAAAGACAUAAUUCCACUGAAGCUUCAAAAUCAAUUCUACCCAGAGGACUGGCUCGGUGCCCUCAUGGGAAUGAAGAAGUAUUACAGUAUGUUUUCAGACGAUCUCAUGAAACAGUACCUACCAAAUCUAGUCCGAGAGCUAGGCGAUAGAGGCAAACGUGAGAAACUAGAUCUGGUCGUGCCGCUUCUUGAUCAGGUCACAGGUGCAAGCAAUCCAACAGCCCAUGCUCAAAGGCAAGGGGAUGGAACAGCGGAAGAUGACGUAGACUGCAGUGGAGGAAUCAAGCAUGACAAACCAACAGGCAAUGAAGACGAGGGGAAUUCCCGCUCGCAAACAGCUGUAGAUCUGGUCAAGUGGGAUGAAAAGGAAGCGGGAACAUGGCUGAGAUCGCAUGGCGUUGAUACGAGCAAGGAUAGUUUCAAGAAAGUAGAUGGCAGCAGCUUGAAGCAGCUCAAGAAAAUGCUAAAUCUGGCUCCAGAAUUUUGCAUGAAGUCUAUGAAAGACGAAUUGGGUCUUGGCUUAUGGGAUGUCCUCGCGCUAGUAGAUGCGUUGGAGAAGCUCUUAAUUUGAAGAAUCAGUCAUGCACCAUUCAUUAAUAGAUGCAAAUAGGAGAUGUUAUUGCCGAAAGGAUUACAAUGAGAGUGGUGGGGCAAUUACAAUUCUCAAAAAGAUUUUUAGAACAACCAAAACAGGGACAGAAUAACGUUUAACAGAACGUCUGAUAAAUUGAUGCAUUCGUCUGAACAAUAAUCAGUACUAAUUUGAUGAGCAGUUUUUUAAUCUACAGGGCGGGUAUGAGAGGUGUUAUCCCCUCGUAAAACAAAGAGAGAGAGAGAGAGAGAGAGAGAGAGAGAGAGAGGGAGUGCUGUAAAUUUAAGAAAUCGUCACUAUUACAGGGAGUGCACUUUGGAUUCUACCAAAAUGACCGGUUUCCAUGAUUUUAUGAUGUAAAUGGUUUUAAAAAUCUAGAUGCCCCACAUAAUAUAAAGUGAGAACGCGUCCUUGUAUUGAAUAAUAAACCUUGAUCUACAACUACUUGCAUCGACGGGGAAUGGAACUCGGUCGCCCACGUAGCAGGCGAACAUUCAUCCACUGAACCACUGAUGUUUACGUUGGAUAGUUUUAUUUCUGUCAAUUCAUUUUGUUACCUUUUUAAAUGCUGGAAACACUUAUUAUUGUGUGUAACUAACCUUUUCAUAGAGAAUACGGAGGCAGGAAGAUGGAGGUUUACCUUCUAUGCCAAAGAAUAAAACAGAAUGCUUUAAACAGUGUCUUCAUUAAUAGCAUGUUAUCAAUUUGACAGAUCAUUGAAGAAAAACAAGGCCCCCUCUCUGAACACUUUUAAAUACAUGUUCAAACAAUCUUGUAAUGUCCGUUCCCAAUAAAAGAGAAUGCCGAGGGGUUUCUUUUCCGUUUCGCCGUGAUUGAUUUUAAAUUUUAAAUUCUCAUUGUAUUCCAACGUAUAUUUAUCAUUGGUUUAUGAUGCGUUUACAAUAAAAUACAGCUGUAUGUCCAGUUCUUAUAUCCAUCCUCGUACUUGAUGGACCUUGCUUCAUAGUUCUCAUAAUUUAGGAUGGCAUGAAACUUUUUAAAUUGAAUGAAUGACAUCAUUCACUAUCAGCAUGAAAGAUAUUGGUAUGUUAAAUUGUUCACUAUAGUUUGUAUAUCCAAAUGCUAUAUUAAUUCCAAUCAACGUUUAUUACUAUUACAUGUACUUUGUAGUUAUGCUUUGUAAAUAUGUAUAUUGCGAUUAUGAUAUCUGGAGUUUGGACUAUUUUGAGCCAAAAUUGUCUUUCUCCUGUCUUAUAAAAUAAUGAUUAUAGUUCAAUCACCUGAAAACUAAUUACCGUCUUUAUAUGUAAUACGAUAGUAUCAUUAAGGGGACAUUUAAUAAGUUGCCUCACUGAAGACCACCCGUAAAGGUGAACAUAAGCUACCCUGUACAAAUAUCAGAAAUAUAUGAAUAAAUAAGAAAAUACUUUCAACUAAUGUAAAAUUAGUGGUUUAGAUUUGCUAAUACAGUGGGAAUUGUGUAAAAUUAAAAAAUAGAGAAUGAAGUGUGAAAUAUUCUAUUGAUUGUAACAGAAAGAAGGAAUGUUAUAUAGAAUAUCUUGAAUCAAUAUAUAAAAAUAUGUGUCAAGAUUAUGAAUACAAUGUAUGUUAUAUAUUAAGUGUAAGAUUUUAAAAGAAUUGUAUGGAAUGGGAUACAUUUAUCGGCUGAGCCAGUAAAAUGUCUGGGGAUAUAUUUAAGUAAAAAAUAAAUAAUAAAGUUGUGGCUUAAAAUUGGGAUAGGAAAGUUAUCUUAGAUAUGUGGGGAAAGUGUAAUUCAUUACGGUGAAAAUCAAAAUAUGUAAUUUUUAAACAUCUAUUAAUUAAUUUAGCUUUUCAUGUUUUAUAUACACAAAAGAGGAAAUGUAAUUUUGCAUACAUAUUCCAAAUUUAUGCAAAGGAAAUAUUGUGGAGGGCAGAGGUUAGAAAUUAAUAGGCCUAACUCUGGAAAAAAAGGAAAUUAUGUUACGUAUAAUUGAGUUUGUGAUAUAAGUAUAGUUCAUCUGUUUUUUUCUUUGUUAUCAUUAUAAUUGAUUUACUUUGUACCUUGGUCAUAAUUGAGAUAUGUAAAUAUGCACUUUGUUACAAAUAUUGACAAUGAAAUAUUAUGGAAUAAUAGUAAACUACUUUUGAUAACCAUACAUUGCAUUUUAAGUUAUGGGAACAAAUUGGGAUUUUUAAAGUUAAUAUAUGAUUGAUCAAGGGCAUUGGAACGAUGUGGAUAUCAUGUGUCCAAAAUAUAAGUUCCCAAAACUGUUUUGUUUUCUUCAACUUUUCAAAGGUGAAGAAAGCCUUUCCAAAAGUGUGGGAUGAUUACCUACGUAUUGGUUUGUUCCAAUUACGUCACUCUAAAUGCAUACAAAUAUCAACGGGUGAUGAUAUUGAUAUUUUAAAGAUCUACUAAUUCUUUGUGCAGAAAAAAGAGGAAAAGUUGAUUGUUUAGCAAUGCCCUUCGAUUUUCAUUGGAAUCUAGUAUUGAUUUUUUAAAGUUUAAUGCUAUAAGUGAUAACAGAAUCAAACAAUUUAAUUUUAAACUUUUGCAUAUGUUUUUACCGUCAAAAUGUAAUUGAUAUAAAUGGAAAUUUCAAAAUGAUUAUGUAUGUGAAGAUUGUAAUACCAUUGAAACAUCACGCCAUACGAUGCUUUGGAGAAAUCAAAAUAAUACAGUUUUUAAAAAUAUAUUAAUUACUUUUGCUUCUUAUAUUUUAUAUACACAAAAGAGAAAAUGUAAUCUUACAAACAUAUUCUAAAUGUCUUUAAAGGAAAAUGUUAUGGAGGGCAGAUGUUGAAAAGUAUCACCUCUGGAAAAAAUAUGUAAAUUAGG
This is a messenger RNA of Strongylocentrotus purpuratus (purple sea urchin), 3610 nucleotides long. RefSeq lists its product as uncharacterized. The coding region runs from base 130 to 807 and encodes 225 amino acids. NCBI's taxonomy places the organism in Eukaryota, Metazoa, Echinodermata, Echinoidea, Camarodonta, Strongylocentrotidae. The record is from RefSeq and is a predicted model, not a curated record. The transcript has 3 exons. Gene Ontology annotation, biological process: signal transduction.